Exophiala mesophila is the source of this 2685-nucleotide messenger RNA. RefSeq lists its product as hypothetical. The coding region runs from base 771 to 1664 and encodes 297 amino acids. NCBI's taxonomy places the organism in Eukaryota, Fungi, Ascomycota, Eurotiomycetes, Chaetothyriales, Herpotrichiellaceae. The record is from RefSeq and is a predicted model, not a curated record. The transcript is spliced from 6 exons.
CUCAUGUAGCUAAUGCUGCAGAUUUCCAUUCAACAAUUUCUCUCUCUCCCUCCCUCCAUUUCUUUUCUACUAAUUCUCAAUUCCGCAAUCAUCCUCCGUCUUUCGAGUCAAGGCGACCCACCGCCCAGACCUUGGAACCCUUCCAGGCUUACCACUAACUUACUCCAGUUCGUCAACCCAACAAAGUUGCCGGCACCUCCUCCGAAUGGCCUACGCGUGAUGAUGGUCCCAUAACAAGGGUCGCUCUUCCUCUACCCCCGAACACAUUCGCUUACCCCUGGAUUCAAAUCCAAUGGCAAUACUGUGUGCAUUUCCUGAGACCCACAUUUGCCCAACGGCCCUGACCCUCGACCUGCACCUUUUCUCCAAUUCUCGACCGCGCCGGCUAUAUUCUUCGCGUAGAUAUCUGACCCUCAUGCCUAUUUCUCGUCAGUAUCUUCGCCGAGCUGCUAGCCUCAAACGCGUUCGCGACAUUCCUCUUCUCACCCAUCAGCUAUGGGCUUGAAAGUGUUUCCACUUUCCGUAUCCGCCUCGCUUUGCUUCGGCGAGACCACCACUUUGGAGCGAAAGAGGUGAUUAUUGACUCAAGCGUUGUCCAUAGGAAAUCACUAUUGCCGUUGUUGGCGAUCAAGCUCGAUGCAAGACUUCGGCCCCUCCGCUUGAUUCAUUUAUCAGCGUCAACCCCGUUAUAGCCCUGUCGUUCGCUUCUUCCUCCCUCCCUCGCUUCUCCUUGCUGGACUACUGGUUCGCCGUGACUGGACCUAUUUGAUAUGGCAACCAGAUUCCUUGUCUUCAUUGUAAUUUUAUGCUUCGUGCAAACCAUCUUCGCUCAGACACUCUCACUUUCUCAAUGCGCGAUUCAAUGUACCACACAGGUUACAACACAGUCAUCCUCCUGUCCAGACGGUCUACAAUGCUUUUGUGCCGACCAACCCCUCUUUCAACUCGGAAUAGACUGCUGGAAAGAAAAUUGUACAAUUCGUGAAGGCCUCGUGGCGCGAAACAUCACAUCGCUCCAAUGCAAUAUUCCUGAUCGCGACAGAGGCCAGGCUGGAACCGCAAUCACUUUCGCGUCCAUGAGUGUUGCUCUGGUUUUUGUCGCCAUGCAGAUCAUAGUCUUCACAACCAUGAGACACUGGGGUUGGGAUGACAUCUUGAUGGUUAUCGCAACAGUCUUGAUGGUACUUAACGCAGCGGCCAAUCCAGUUGCACGCACAUACGGCUUCGGGAGGGACGUCUGGAGGCUCCCCUUCAACCACACCUCGACAGUCAUGAAGAUUUUCUACAUUGGAGGAAUCAUCUACGCCGUCGCCGUCGCCAUGACCAAAAUGGCCUUUCUCUGUUUCUAUAUCCGCUUGUUUCCCAGAUCCACCCUUCAAAAAUGGGCAUAUCCGAUCCUCGUCAUUACCUUCAUCCAAGGGACCAUUUUCACCUUUUUAUUCAUUUUCCAAUGCAGUCCCAUCUCUUACGCAUGGACAUCAUGGGAUGGAGAAUCCGAGGGGAAGUGCCUGAAUUUCGAUGUCGGCGCCGUCUUGCACUCCAUCUUCAACAUUGUCUUGGAUUUUAUCAUCUUCUUCUUGCCAAUGAGACAGAUGUUCCAACUGAACCUGUCCCAGAAGAAGAGGGUUCAAGUCCUGCUCAUGUUUGCAGUCGGGUUUUUGUAAGUUCUGCUGGACUUUGGAGGCACAGUGACCCUGUGAAUGUAACAAAGCAAGGAUCUAGCUGACCACACCAUUGUCUAGUGUGACGGUAGUUAGUAUCCUCCGGCUCAUCAGCCUCAUCCAACUCGAUGGCAGUACAAAUCCGCCAUGUAAGUUGACGACUAACCUCCAACCAACUCCCCCAUCCCCCUCUGAUCUGUCCAUUCACCUACAUCGUCCCAGAACUAACAUCCAACCCUCGACAACAGACGACUACAUCCCUCUGGGUUACUGGAGCGAUUUGGAACUCAACAUCGGCAUCGCCUGCCUGUGUAUGCCAUCCGCACGCGUCAUUCUCCGGCGCUACUUCCCCAGCUGCCGAUUAGCCACCACAGCUCAUGAUACUCGAUCCGAUGAAUACGUUCGAGCAUCUCAAAUCCGAAAUGACAUCUCCAGCUCUGGAAUUUCCAAACUCCCACGCAGCGUGACACGUUCAGGCGUGGUCAAGGAUUCAAGUUCCGAUCAAGUCGAGCUGUUUUCUGUAAAUAGGCCUGAAGGACGAGUUAGCUGAAGACAAGGCGAGGGAAGAGUGCAUAGAGGGAGGUGGACUUUAUAUCUUAUCUACGGAGAAAUAUGGCCCCACCUGCCACGAGAAACGAGAUCAUGACGACAAUGACGAUAAAAAAGAGGAAGAGCAACCCUCGACUAGGUACUUUACCUAAGGAACGGAUCGGGCAGAUACCAGGAAAUGGGGUUUAUUGGUCUUUCAGCGUGUGUGUGACAACACUGGAGUUGAUAAGAAUGGUGGAUACCGCAAGGUGUGUAUAUAUGGGUAUAUGGAUGUAUGGUUGUCUGAAUAUUGCAACGUUGUCUGGGAGGACCUUGUUUGUUUUGAACAUUACUUAUCUGUGGUCUUGGGUACGGACAACGUGGGACCGCAAGUAACCGUGUUAUGUGAUAGCAAUAUGUGCAACUGUCUAUCCCAUAUGUAUCUAUGAAUCUAUCAAAUCUGAUCCAGAUGCAAUCAAAACUCCCAUAUAUACGA